CUUAAAUGCAUAACCCCCAACCUUCCCUAUUUAAACCCACCACCGUCACCAUCUCCACUUCAUUUCUAUCUUUUUUUCUGUAUCUCGCCAAUGCCCACAAUGAAGAAGAUUACCUCAUCAAUCCUUUCGCCCUUAGCGGUUGCAGCCCUCCUCCUGUCCACCCUGGUCCUCGCCGGGGCGGACCGGGAGGAGACCGCUAACGGCUUCGAGGAAGAGCUCAGGAGGGCGAACCGCGGCCCCAACUCCGAUGGAGACCCUUACGGAGGUAUACCCGGCGGUUUCUUCCCCGGUGGCGGUUUUCCAUUCCCCGGCUUCGGCCCCGGGAUGGGCGGCGGGUACGGCGCCGGGUUCGGUGGACCUGGUGGCGGAUACUCCCGCGGCGGCAUCUACCGCCCUACGGUUACCUGCAACACUCCCGGGCCGUGUUACAGGAAGAGGCUGGCCUGCCCAGCGAGCUGCUUUGGGUCGUUCAGCGGGUCGGGCAAGGGAUACGGCUACGGCGGCGGCGGCGGUGGGUGCACCAUCGACUGCAGGAAGAAGUGUAUUGCUUACUGUUAAGGGAGAGCCACGGUGGUGGUUUCCCAGCCGCCGGGAUACCGGUUGGUGGUUUGGGGGGCGCGAUUCGUGGUUAGUGGUAAUGCUACGUACUGUUGGCCUUUCGGUUUCUGUCUCCUUCGUUCUCUCGAUUGGCUGAGUUUUAUGAUGUCUGUAAAUCUAAAGCUUUCGGUGUUGCUUUGACGUUUGGAUCCUUCUUGUAGUGACUUUGGUUUGCCUCCGCUGUUAUGACCAUAUGAUAUAUCUUUACAUGGACACGACGCUAGCUCUUAUAUAUGGAAUAAAUGGUUUAUUAUUAUCACCUA
This is a messenger RNA of Nymphaea colorata (pocket water lily), 860 nucleotides long. Its product is annotated as glycine-rich cell wall structural protein 2-like. The record is from RefSeq and is a predicted model, not a curated record. Lineage: Eukaryota; Viridiplantae; Streptophyta; Magnoliopsida; Nymphaeales; Nymphaeaceae. The coding region runs from base 91 to 558 and encodes 155 amino acids. The transcript has a single exon.